Messenger RNA from Asterias rubens (European starfish), 1558 nucleotides. RefSeq names its product delta-type opioid receptor-like. Gene Ontology annotation, cellular component: neuron projection; membrane. The coding region runs from base 220 to 1476 and encodes 418 amino acids. The transcript has a single exon. Gene Ontology annotation, molecular function: neuropeptide binding; G protein-coupled opioid receptor activity. The record is from RefSeq and is a predicted model, not a curated record. Lineage: Eukaryota; Metazoa; Echinodermata; Asteroidea; Forcipulatida; Asteriidae. Gene Ontology annotation, biological process: neuropeptide signaling pathway.
UCUAAAGUGAAACCGAGUUGGGUGAACUGACUUAAAACUUCAACUGUGAGUUGCAUCGUCGAUUGCGAGAAAACGCAGAAUGAGUAUACAUUGAAACAUCCAUAGGAACAUCUUGGAGUAUUUUGUACGAGGAUGAGUUCCUAACUCAGUGUUUUACUGGUGAGACUAAUUUACAAACUAACUUUGCAUUCACUCGUCCAGUUGACCAUUGGAGCUAAAAUGGAGCCAACUGUAACAGAAACCUAUACAUCUUUGUAUCCGAUGAACGUCACAGACUUCUCGACUCUAAACCUAACGGAGGAGGAGGAGGAGGAGGAGGGUAACUUUUCUGAUAUCCAGCUAGCUGGUACAAUCAUCGGUUCUCUUUAUAUGAUUAUCACCAUAGUUGGUAUCCUUGGCAAUGGCACUGUAAUCUACGUAGUGUUAAGGUUCGCUAAGAUGAAAACGGUCACAAACUGUUACAUUCUUAACCUGGCCGUAGCUGAUGCAGUCUUUGUGACCUUCUUGACAUUAAUGGCCGUAUCCAACUUUAUGGAAACCUACUGGAUUUUCGGUGCUUUCUUGUGUAAAGUUUACUUUGGUAUCGACAUGUUCAACAUGGUCAUCAGUGUAUGGUGUUUGACAGCUAUGAGUGUGGAUCGCUAUGUAGCUGUUUGCCAUGCCAUGAAGUCUCGAAGCUUCAGGAAUCUACCAAUCGCUACAGCUAUCAAUGCUUCCACAUGGUUGCUGUCCAUUCUGGCUGCAAUUCCGUUCGUCUAUUUCGCCAAGUUAGAACCAGGCAGCGGUAACUACGAUGUGUGUUAUCUUUACUUCGAACCCGAUCGGGUCAAAACGUCGAGCCAGAUAAUGGCCAUGUGUGUGUUUAUAUUCAACUUUGUCAUUCCGUUGACUGUCAUCAUAGUCUGCUACGCAAGCAUCACCAUGCGGCUACGAGAUAUGAACAAAAAGACAGGCAAACCGGAGAAAUCACGAAAGGUAAAUCGCCUGGUCCUGAUUGUCGUGAUCACCUUCGUCAUCUGCUGGGCUCCUUUCUACAUUGUAAAGAUUCUCUUCGUCUUUGUGGAUACCUUCAGGAGAUGGAACAAGACUUGGAUCCUCUCGGACAUAACCAUGUCGUUGACAUACAUCAACAGCUGCGCCAAUCCUUUCCUCUACGCGUUCUUUAGCGACAACUUCAGAAAGAGCUUCCGGAAGGCGUGGUUGUGCCACUCAAGAAACCAGGCUGAGGUGAGCCAGACCUCCUAUGCGAGCAGGUGGAAGUUCGGUAAGAGCGGAGGCAAGGGCAAGUUUAACAAAAAGGGGAAGCGGUUUCGUUUACACGAUGAUGAGGGAGACGACACUAAUGUUUCCGGGUAUAACAACCAGUACCCGCUCACAGCUACUGCAGUAACUUCUGUCGUUUCGGAAUCGUCCUACCCAAGGAAUGGUGAGAUGAGUCAAGUUAAUUUGGAUAAACAAGCCGUAGCGAAGGCAUAAACGGCUGUGCUGUAAAGCCAAGUCAUUCUACAAAAUUAGUAUUAAAAAGCCUUAUAAAAUCGUACACCUAGAAAAGAAAGCU